This is a messenger RNA of Brettanomyces nanus, 1491 nucleotides long. RefSeq lists its product as uncharacterized. Gene Ontology annotation, cellular component: cytosol. The coding region runs from base 1 to 1491 and encodes 496 amino acids. Gene Ontology annotation, biological process: fructose 2,6-bisphosphate metabolic process; fructose metabolic process. Lineage: Eukaryota; Fungi; Ascomycota; Pichiomycetes; Pichiales; Pichiaceae. The record is from RefSeq and is a predicted model, not a curated record. The transcript has a single exon. Gene Ontology annotation, molecular function: fructose-2,6-bisphosphate 2-phosphatase activity; ATP binding; 6-phosphofructo-2-kinase activity.
AUGAGUUCAGACAUAGCCGAGAUUGAAGAACCAAAGAUUUCUGGUAACUACUCUGCGAGAACUCAGCAUCGUUGGAUUCCAGCCAAGGAGGCUGCAGAGGGCGAAGCAGCCACAGAGGCGAGUGGAGACGGUAGUAUGGCAGGUGGAUCACCUCAAAAGGAUGUGGAUGAAAUUCAUCAUCGUAUAUCUAAGUUUCAUGUUUCUCCUGCACAGAUGUAUUCAACAGAAUCCGGUCGUAUGUUCCAUGCAGGUGCCAUUUGUAUUGUUAUGGUGGGAUUGCCGGCAAGAGGAAAGACCAACUUGUCUAUUGGUCUCUGUCGAUACUUACGCUGGUUGGGGGUGAGAGCAAAUCUCUUUCAUUUUGGAGACUAUCGACGAGAACAGACGAAGCAGGUUAAUUCCGACCUUUAUAAUCUCAAGCCGGCUGAUGAGGAUGCAUCUGGAGUGCGUGAGAAGCUUCGUGAGGUUGUUAUGGGCGAUAUGAUUAACUUUUUCAAGAAUGAAGGGGGUCAGGUGGCCAUUUUCGAUGGUGUGAAUGGAUUGAGCAAGGAAAGAGUAUCAUUGGCCGAUCAGAUGAAGCAGCAAAAUGUCAGGACGAUCUUUAUUGAGAGUCAAAUCGAUGAUGCCAAACUUCUGAAAUCCAAUAUUAACGAUGCUACAAGCUCUCCUGAUUACGAAAACUGGGACCAAAAGACUGCUGUUGAAGAUUAUGCGAAGCGAAUUGAAGAGGUUAGUAAAUUUUAUGAGCCAAUGUCAGAGAAGACAUUUACUUGGAUUAGAACUCAAAAUUUCGGUCGUACUAUGCUCAUAAAUCAGCUCAAGCAUGAUUUUCUUACCACGAAGAUCAUUUUCUACCUCAUAAACGUGAAGAUCAAAUCCGGAUCGGUCUAUUUUGCCCGUUGUUCAAACAACAAGCUAAGGUUUAAGAGUGAUCCAGCUUUGGAUGAGAAGGGACACAGUUACAUCAGCAAGCUUUACAAUGCAUUGUUAAGUCAUUUUAAAGAGAAGGGAAACAAGCAAGGGUUCCCUCAAGACCUGGAGGUGUGGACUUCUACUAGAUUGCGAACCAUCCAGGCUGCAGAGGUGUUCAGAGAAGCUGGAUUGAUGGUAAAGCCACGGCCAGACAUGACUCAGCUGAACCCUGGUGCUGCUGAAGGCCUGAGUGAAGAAGAGCUAAAGCAAAAGUAUCCUACUGAUUAUAAGCAGCACCAGUUAGAUCCUUAUCAUCAUCGAUAUCCGAGGGCCGAGAGUUACCAUGAUCUGGCACUGAAGUUGGAACCACUUAUUCUUGAAGCAGGUAGAGUGAACAAUGACGUUCUUAUUAUUGCUGAUGAGACAGUAAUUCGUGUGUUCUACGGUUAUUUGAUGGCAUCCUCUUCCACGGAUAUCUCAUCGAUGAGGUUCCCUCAAAAUGAGAUCAUUGAGAUUACAUACAAUGCAUACGCUAAUCAAGCACAUAGAAUUACCAUUCCUGGCGUAUUGUCUGAUUAG